Molecule: messenger RNA, 302 nt
Organism: Sphaeroforma arctica JP610
Lineage: Eukaryota; Ichthyosporea; Ichthyophonida
Exons: 3
Coding region: 36-263 (75 amino acids)
Source: RefSeq, a predicted model, not a curated record
GUGUCUUAUACUUCAUUCAACAGGUAGCGAUCAAGAUGAACAUUCCGGAUGUGAAGGCUGUGGUGGAUACCGUGUCCUUGAGGCGACGGGAUGGGACGCACUUCAGAGCCAGGAUAUCUGCCAGUAAAGUUGUGGACAAUACACCCAUACCCAUAUGCCUAGUGAUAAUUGUGUUACCAGAAACCAAUCCACAUCCAGACAUCGUUCAACCUAAUGUGGAGAUUGAGCCGCGCAAUAAGGAGCAGACAGCGUCUUCUGGCUAGGGAUGUGAAGUAUAUUGAAUAUUAAAGCUCAAAUAUGCG